UAUUUAUUUUGACGUCACAAGCAUUAGACAAUCGAGACCAAUUCCUGUCUAUUCACUCCCGACAAAGCAUGUGCUAAUAUCCCGCCAGAAAAAAGUGAAAUAACUCGAAUAUUUAUCAUGCCUUCCGACUCCAAAAAGAAAAGGGAACAGAAAAAGAAAGAUGCAGCAAAGAAAAGAACUAGCACCAAACCUGCCAAGAAUGAAGAAACAGAAAAUGGCGUCAACGGUGCUUCAGCUAAUGAAGUUGAUGAGGUUACUGACCUCUUGAAUGAUGUUGGCCUCGACCUUGCUGCCAAACACAGAUCUUGUACAGGAGUGUUGGGGUCGCACCCCGACAGCCGAGAUGUUCAUAUCGAGACGCUGUCUAUUGCCUUCCAUGGUGCGGAGCUGCUUCACGACACACGGCUGGAGCUGAACGUGGGCAGGAGAUACGGCCUCAUCGGCUUGAAUGGCUGUGGAAAAUCCACACUGCUGAAGGUUUUGGAAACGAAAGAGGUCCCUGUUCCGGACCACGUAGAUAUAUUUCUGCUGCGGCGCGAGAUGGCUCCGAGUGAGAAGACUGCGAUACAGGCUGUGAUUGACGUCGAUGCUGAACGUGUCAAACUGGAAAAAGAGGCUGAGAUACUCGGCUCCCGGGAUGAUCCAGAAUCUCAUGAGCGUCUGAUGGACGUGUUUGAACAUCUUGAAGAAAUGGACGCAGAUAAGGCUGAAGCUAAAGCUGGUUUCAUCCUCAAUGGUUUGGGAUUCACCAAAGAAAUGCAGUACCAAAAGGUGAAGAAUUUCUCUGGUGGCUGGAGAAUGCGUAUCGCUCUUGCCAGGGCUCUGUACAUCAAACCCGCACUGUUACUUCUCGACGAACCGACCAAUCAUCUGGAUCUGAAUGCAUGCGUCUGGCUGGAAGAAGAACUGAAAACGUACAAGAGAAUUUUGGUGAUCAUUUCUCAUUCACAAGAUUUUUUAAAUGGUGUCUGCACAAAUAUCAUCCACAUGCAUUUGAAGCAACUCAAAUACUAUGGUGGUAAUUACGAUUCAUUUGUUCAAACUCGAAUGGAGUUGGAAGAGAACCAGAUGAAGCGAUACAAGUGGGAACAAGAUCAGAUAUCUCACAUGAAGGACUACAUUGCACGGUUUGGUCACGGUAGUGCUAAACUUGCCAGACAAGCACAGAGUAAGGAGAAGACUCUGAAGAAAAUGGUCGACGGUGGUUUGACAGAGCGAGUUUCUUCCGACAAGCUUCUGUCAUUUUACUUUCCCUCGUGUGAUCCUAUUCCUCCUCCAGUGAUCAUGGUUGAAGAUGUCAGCUUCAAAUACGGUCCUGACAAGCCAUACAUCUACAAGAAUCUGGACUUUGGAGUAGAUCUGGAUACCCGUGUAGCUCUUGUCGGGCCCAAUGGAGCUGGAAAAUCUACUCUUCUGAAGCUGAUCACUGGCGAGUUGCACCCAACUGAUGGACUUAUUCGCAGACAUUCACAUUUGAAGAUUGGAAGAUAUCAUCAGCAUUUACAAGAUCAACUGGAUCUGGAGGUGUCUGCCCUUGACUACAUGAUGAAGUGUUACCCGGAAAUAAAGGAGCGUGAAGAGAUGAGGCGGAUUAUCGGUCGUUACGGUCUCAGUGGAUUACAGCAGACAUGUCCGAUUAAAAAUCUGUCUGAUGGUCAGCGGUGUCGUGUUACAUUUGCCUGGCUAGCCUGGCAGUGCCCACAUCUUCUGUUACUUGACGAACCUACCAAUCACUUGGAUAUCGAAACAAUCGACUCUCUGGCAGAAGCCAUCAAUGACUUUAAAGGAGGACUUCUACUCGUUAGUCACGACUUCAGACUUAUAUCACAGGUCACAGAAGAAAUUUGGAUAUGUGAGAAACAGACUGUAACAAAAUGGAACAAAGACAUUUUUGAAUACAAGAAACAGCUAUCGGCAAAAGUGAUCAAACAAAAUGCUAAUCUGCGAAAAUGAUGACACGUGAUAUUUAGGCACUUAAUUUGUAUUUUCAUGUCUUUUAUCGGUUUGUGUUUCUGUUACAGCAAGUUACUGGAUUGAACUUUAGACCAAUUGUAUGUGAUCUUACGUGAAAAUUUCAAAACAUGCUCGUGUUCAUGGAAGACUAUUUUCAAUAGAUAACAAAUAAAAGUAUGAAACGCGGCUUGAUUCUAUUUAUUGCAUGUUUGUUUUGUCUUUGACUUUCUUUGUUUUAACAAAUUUUACAGAAUUUUGUGUCAGCAGGAGCUGAAUAUAUUAAAUGUCUUUGACUAUAUGUAUUGAACAAAAAUUUCUAAAAUUACAUGUAUUAUGCUCUUUUUAGAAGUCUAUUUGAAAUAAGAUCAGAUUUUUGCUACCCCUUUUGAAUUUAGAUGUGGUUAAUGGUGGGAUGGAUGAAAUAUAAAUAAACUUGGUAGACAUGUUACUAUAUUUUCUUUUCUAUUCGGUGCUCCACAACUUAUAUGAUGUCAUGUGUGCUAUUCUGCCUGGGAAAUGCAUGUACAAGGCCCACAGCUGCUAACUAGGAAUAGUUUAUGUGGUGGUGGCAUAUUUCUGCUUGCUCUUUAAUGACCAGGCUCCGUAUUCAUAAACAUACUGAAGUCCAUGCAUGAUACUUAAUGAUACUUAACUAAGUAAUUUAAGUAGGUAGAUAAGUAUCGUACGUUGACUUAACUAGGUUUAUGAAUACGGAGCCAGGGGCCUAAUUCACAAAACAUCUCAUCCUUGCCAGGCUUUUUGCUUAGCAUUGUAGGUGGACUUUUGUCUUUUCAGAGUGUAGGAAUCUUGUUUUAAUUCAGUCCUGCCAUUAACAGCUGCUGUAGAGUUGUUAAUAUUCAGAAAUGCAUUUCAAGUUAUUUUAAUCUAAUUAAACUUUCACUUGUUUUGAGGUCAGCAUAUUUGAGAGUGAUUAUUUUGGGCAUAUGUAGUCUAAAAGUCCUGCAUUGUGAAAUUAUUGCAAGAGAUUAGUGAAUUAGAACCCAAGGGCCUAAUUGACAAAGCUCUCUUAAAGCGGCGUUCUCAUGCGAUUAGUCGGCCUGCAAAAAUCAGAAAGCAUAAGACCAAAGUUGUUCAGAUUUAGGAGUUCUCACAGUACAAGUCGAUUGCUUGCGACUAAUCACAUAGUGAGGACACCCCUUAAACAACAUUGCAUUGUGUUUGAAACUUUUUGCAUUGCACCACAAGAUUGUAGUUGUGAGUUCUGUAAAUUGAGCCCCAGGCUGUAACAAUUUGAUUUAAUGACCAUUCAGGGCUAAUUCUGGCACUUGCCAGUUGAGAAUUUUGGAAAUAAUGGGUGAAUUUUAUUUUAAUUUGGCGAAAUAAUUUCAUGUAAUAAUUGUUAUUUUUAAUGAAAAUAACUGGGUUUUUUGCAAUUUUUGAAGUUUAAUAGAUAAUUUUUCUGCAUGCCCAGAGCUAGCCCUGCCAUUGGUUAAAAUUGUUGAGAUAUGAAACAUUCCUUUUCUUUGGUAAUUUACCAACAUUGUCUUUGCUAACACAAUAAUGAAUUAGAGUCGUUAUUAAUCAUUAUUAUUUAUGGCAUUAUAAAUAUAAAAUGUGCCAAACCACUUGACUUACACACAUUGUUAUAUCUAACUCGUUAAAAAAAAAAUCCUUAAAAUAUUAGUGUGGUAUGAAAAAAAUAUUUGUUGACUAUCCGUAUGAUGGAACUGUUACAUUUUUCUUUGUGUUUUUGUUUUUCAUGGGGUGGGUAGGUUGGUUACCAACCAAUUUAUUUAGCCAAACAUUGACGUAUUAUAUUGGUUGAAGCACACCACAAUCGAAUAAAAAAAAUAUGUAUAUAGAGUAAUAUUUAGUGACCGAUAUAGACUUAAAUUUUACAAUGACUGUUUAAACCACAGUGAAGUUACACAACUAAGCCAGCCAAGUCCUAGUCAAAAUUAUAUCCAGCCAUUUUUGCUUAUUACAUAUUAAAAUAAACAUAAAACUUUUUUGGAAGGAAAACAUAAAAACUGAAUUAUGAACAUCAAGAUUUGCCUUUUGUAGAUGAAAACAUUUCAUGUUUCAAAAAGAACUAUGGAUAACAACUCUUUCAAGAUGCCAUUACAUGUUGUGAACAUGCACAAAGGUGCUUAUUCGUGAAAAAAGUUAAUUUAAUAAAAUUAAUUUAAUACUGUUGUCAAAUGUAUAUGUACACAUAUUAUGAAUAUCAUUUUUAUCUAAUCUGCUAGUAAAAACAUUUCAUCUGGUGACCACAACCAAUUGAUACACAAACUAGUAUAUAUUUGUUUCUAUGCCUUUUAAAAAUGUUUACGGUUUUGAAUAUUUAUGAAUAAACAAUUGGUUCAGGUA
Messenger RNA from Gigantopelta aegis, 4284 nucleotides. Its product is annotated as ATP-binding cassette sub-family F member 2-like. The record is from RefSeq and is a predicted model, not a curated record. NCBI's taxonomy places the organism in Eukaryota, Metazoa, Mollusca, Gastropoda, Neomphalida, Peltospiridae. Bases 118 to 1953 code for a protein of 611 amino acids. The transcript has 15 exons. Gene Ontology annotation, molecular function: ATP binding; ATP hydrolysis activity.